AGAGGAAGCUCGAGCGACUUGGCUCCGGACUUCCUGUUUCAGACUCCGCUGUAAACUGCUAAGAGAGGGAUGAAGUCCCCGAAACAUAAUAAAACUACUCAAUGAACCCGGAAUAAAACACUCCUUCAAGAUGAGCUGGUAUGUAUUUUAUCGCCAUUGAUUUUCGGUGGUUAUAUUAGUAGUAUAACUUAAAAAGAAGACACAAACACUUCGCCAGAACGGAUAGCUUGUCGGUUGGGCUACGGCUAUUUCCUGGUAUCGCUACCUUAAUAGUAAACAAGACAGACGUAAGCUCUAUCUUGUUAAACGCCCCAUUAACUAAUAAAAGGAACUCUGCCAGAGACAUUUUUUCAGAUUAUAUUUGGUGUUAUCGGUUAUUUUUCCCUAGUCAAAGCCUUGGCAGCACGUUAAACUGUGGCUGAGUUAGAUUACGGGACAAAGUCGUGUAGUUAGCUAACAAGUGCUAACAGUAUCUGAGAGAGAGGCUUAUCUGACAGGAGAAAUAACUUUAAAGAAAAUCACUAAAAAGCUUGACACAGUCAAACGCCACUAUCUGGAGUCAAUAUGAUAGCUACUUCGUGAACCAGCGAUGUUUUAAAGGCUUGACAUGGAAACUUCGGGUGAUAACCGAUCACAGUUAAAGGGAUCUGAUCCUCUGCUGCGAUUGCAACCAGAUUUCAGUGUCGCCAUACAUAUGCUGUUAUUAACAUGCUGCUUUUUAAGUUCUGUAAACAGAUAUGAAUUCAUUUAAGUCAGUUUUAUCAUGAGAAUGAAUGUCUUUAUGUUGUUUUCUUGAUACCUUGACUUACAUAGGAUGAUGGGUUAUACUAAGAAGCAGGAUUUGCCAAGGGAACAUCACUGCAACUUUGGGUUUUCCUUACUAAGACGGUGGUUUACGUCUUACCUGGUUAGCUCAACUCUGUAACUUAAACUGAACAUAUAACCUGCUCUGGGGAAGGUCAUAUGUUCAGGUUAUGUGUUCAGUAAUAAAAGGUGUGAGAUGAUGUGACAGUGACAGCCUCAACUUACACAUUUAUCACAUUUUUCUGCAUUCUCAUGGAAAAUACUGCAGUAAUACUAACUCAUUAACGUUUUCUUAAUAGCAUAGCUUGCCUGAGUAUGAUGUGAAAAUAUGCUGACAGUAGACUUCAUGUCUGUGGUUAGCCUUAUGUUGGUUGUGUCACCCCAUUCUUGUGAACAUGUUCACUGUAACUCUGCGUUGACUUAUCAUAUUAUGCUGUGUUCCUGUUACCUUGGAAGUCAGAUGUCGCAGCUGAAAAUGACAUCACGCUCGAGUUCCCAGCGUUUCAGUUACCAAGUCGGAAAAAAGCUAAGUCGAAGGCCUGAAACAAGAUGGCUACAUCUACGAAAGUUAUUUUAGCACUUGCCUUAUAUUCAGACAAGGCAGGCGUUAAAAUAACUUUUUGUAGAUGUAGCCAUCUUGUUUCUACCUCUGAUUUUGCUUUUUUCUGACUUGGUAACUGAAACGCUGGGAACUCGGGUAUGACGUCAUUUUCAGCUCAGACUUCGAACUUCCGAGGUAACUCGAACACACCAUUAAUAACCAACUUUGUGGGGCUGCACAGCGUCAUCUCCUUUGUCAGGGUUGGUUAAGCCAGACAACUAAAAGAUAUCUGGAGUAUGUUGAACUCACUGCCCAGUAUACCCUAAGCUCCCAUCCUCAAAAGCAUUUUUUUUAGUUGAAAUCACAGAGUUAGCCUGAGGCGUAUUUGCUGUUAAAUGGAUGGUUGACAUUAUAUACAGCAGGUGUUAUCAGUACCCUCUAAUCAGAAAAGGUAGAUACGACAACACACUGGUAUCCCGACAGCUGUUAUGCUAAGCUAUGCACAAAGCUAGGCGUUUCAUCAAGUUGAUCUCGACAUCUUUGGAAACAAAAUUUUAGAUGUGAUCUAGUUGUGUAGCCAAACCAAGUUUGUUAUGCAUUGGGCUUUUCCUCAACAUUUGCCAAGUCUUGAGUAUUGCAGACAAGGUUAAUACAGCUAGUAGACCUUUUGGUUACAUUUGAUUGAAUGUGUUGGCAUCAUAAGUCAGUAUUGAUUGAACUAUUGUUAAGAAUGAAAAUAGAAUUUAACCACAGAUUCAUUAAUUCUUGCUUGUCAUUUUUGGCCAAAUGUCAAACAUUUAUAGCAUCUAAGAUGUAAAAGUUUGGUGCCAUUCAUCUCAGAAGGUGGUCAAGAAGUCUUUCGGGGGAUACUUUACAGGAAGAAGUGAAUUCUGAAGUAGAGCUGCAUUAUGUUAGAAAAAACUAAUAUCUUUGAUGUUGAUUUAUGUUUAAAGUGAAGUUUAAUCUGUAUCACAGGCCUCUUGAUGGUUCCUCAUAACCCAACAAAAGCUCACCAUCCUCUCCAGCAUGUGUUUUUCACCACACAAUGAUGUACAUGUCAUAAACUGCAAGUGUAGAAACUGAAAGUCAACAUUUUAUGGUCCCGUCAGUGCCUAUAAUGAUAAUGGGAACUGGGGCGAACGGGAUCAGAAUCUUUCUGGUUUGGUCAGGUGUUUAGCGGGGUGUCUGUGAUGGCACCAGCUUGGCAUGUUUGUUCACAUCUAACAGUCAUGUGACACAAAAGGGUCAGUUCAAGUGAGGGGCACCCUUCAAGUGAUAUUAUACGGACGUUUACGGUAGAUUAAUCCUGGACAAUAAGCAAGUGGUGACAGCAUGACGUGUUUCAGGUCACAUGACUAACUUUGUUGUUGUGACAUUCGAACUAUAUCAUUCAGUCCUUUUUUUUCUCCUCUUGUGAUAGAGUUUACUCUGAAUAAUUCAUCCAGAUUUCUCAAUAAAAAAUGACAGUUUUAUUAACCAUUAGAGCACCUGUCAGUAUGAGCUCUUCUCAGCAGUAACAUUCAUUAUGAACAAGACUUUAAUAUAGUUUCAUGCAGAGAUGAAAAAAAAACUCUUCAAAUGAUGUCUGACUUAGAAGAUUUUGAGUUUGCAACGCUUUGCAGUGCAAUCUUUUUUAAUUCACAAACGAUUAUGGAAUUAUGUGUUCAAUGAACGGAGAGAGGUGGUGCGAACAGUUGGUCUUAUGACAUAGUCUGCAUGGAUGAUCCACACAGAUAUUAGCUGAAUCUGCAAGUCUCGUAAUGGGAGAUCUUCCAUCCAGCUGGUGACGUCCUUGAGAAAGUAAACAACAGCAAACAAGGCUGUGCUAAUAUUUUCAGCCAAAUUACUACAAGAAAAAGAGGAAUUGUGUACAGUGGACUGGAGUGUGUUUUGCUCAUAUUUGAUGGUUGAAUCCUUCCUAAGACAGUUUAUUUAGAUCUCUUCAUAUAAAAUAUCAAUAUGUUAUCAAUAUGCUCAUAAGAGAGCAAUCAAUCAAUGCCAUCUUUGUUCUACUGUUGACUCUAUCAUGACUUCUUGUAUUGACUCUGAAGAAACAACUUUGACCCAACUUUGUAGUAUUAUGUACUUUGUUAAUGUUGUUCAGGUUGGUAAUUUCUAGAAGCGAGAAAUGUCCCGACUGUCUUUUUCGGAUCUGAUUUUUCAUUAUUUAGUAUCUGCCUGAACAGAUACUUGUGCCUUUUGUCUCAAUAUUAUGCUUGUAGUUUUUUUUUCCCCAGUUUUGUUUGCAAAAAUAUUUGAGAUGUCUUCAGCUUUUCCCGUUUGACCAAGUACAGGUAGCUUGGUCGUAAACUCACAGAUGAUUCAUUUUACUUGCUCUACUGUUUGAGACUCACCAAACUGGUGUCCAUGCAACACUACAGGCCUAAACUCAAGGCAACACUUCUGUGAAUGCAACUCCCAUGGGGUCAUUUGAGAUUCACAAUGGUGGUGCUUGGCUGCUAGACUAAGACUGUUAAUAUAUACAGAUAUACACAUACACAGAGAUGGGCUGGUUGUUCAAAGCGAUGAAUUCAACCACCUUUUAUCGAACAGUUUUGGCCUUUUUCGCUCUCUCCGGGAUAUUUACCCUUCCUUUUUUAACUCUGGAGUUUGAAGCUACUUUGGAGUAGGAGCCUUUUUCUGUGUUGCUAUUGUGAGCAUUUCUUCAUUGCGUAUUUAUGUAGAUAUUGUGUUACACUGGCUCUGCAAACAACUGUUUUCACCUUCUAGUUUAAAAAAUGUCCACACUGCUGGCAUUUUAGCCAUGGGGUUGCUAAUGCUAACGUAGCACACUGUCCAAUGUUUGACUUUCAUUCCUGGACAGUCACCAUAGGCUGUAGUAGAAAGGUUGUUGCCGCUGUAAUGUGGCUCGCUCUGCAUGAAUAUUCCUUUAAUAAAGUUUAGGCCAUGGUUGUAGUCCCGUAUCAAUGUCCUGUUUUUUAGCACAUGUGGGCAAAUCCAGAAUACUCAGUUACUCAAGGUUACUAGUGUGUUUGUGUUCUGUGCAAAUUGAACUCUGACAGCUGAUGUAAAUGAAUGGGGUGGAAGGAUUGGAGUAAAUGCCUACAAAAAGGAGGAAUGCCCUGCACAGCACAGAUCUUAACGUUGAUGCUGGUGGUGUCAGGAAAUAAGUUCCUAAAAAGGAAAGAGUUCCACCGAACACAACAUGGUCAGAAUGUAAACUUAUUGGUUAAAAGAACAACGUGUUUCGCCUCACAGGCUUCAUCAGGCUUCCAAGCCUUUUCUUUUUGAAGUAAAUGCCUUUUAAAAGUGCACAGAUCAUCCUGACCAAAUGGUUGGGAUUGGGAUCAAGACAUCCCACCUUUAAGCUAAUAUUUCUCUCAUUUUUUUUCAUACUUGUUUUUAGCAUGUUCAGCAAGAUGUGAAAACUGCCUAAAGUCCUUGUCCAUAAGUCUGCGUAUUUUAUAUUUCCCAUGAAAAAGUGAUGGUGUUUUCUUUGAAGGCCUGUCCUUGAUAUAAGUCUUUUUAUGUUGCAUAAAUUUUCUGAAAAGAAAAGACUGCUUGGACUGUAAUGGGGUUUAUCAUCCAUCCUGUAGAGGUCUUAGAUGAAGGCUAUGUCUUGUAAUCGUGUGAUUUUUAAACAAUCACAACAAAUAAAUGUGAUUUGUUCUGUCUGAACCAUGUUUCUAACACCAUGAAUCACUAUCAGUGCGGCUCUUAAUAAGCAUGAGAAGCUUUGUCAUACUAGUUCAAGAGAAUACAUGAGGAGACUAAAAUGUGUCAUAACAAACUCUUUCAUUUCCUCUGUGACGUUUGUAUACAUAAGCCUUCUUUAGAAUAGGUUACACAUUCUUAGUGUCACUUUAGGGAUGUCUGUUAUCAAGUAUAACAUGACGUCUUUCAGUUCAGUUGGACUGUCAAUAGCUGGCGAGCAAUGCCUCUGCCAGUAUGCACCGCCAAACACAAGGUCAAGAGUGGGGUGCUCCACCAGUAAAAAGAGUCCUUUAUAAGCUCUGCUGACUGAUGCAUUCCAUUAGGGCCUGCACACUUGCUUCUAUGACGUGAGAGGUUUGACUUUGGGUCAUCAUCAGAACAAUUCCACUUCCCAACAUCUUCAACCAGCCUUCUGUGCUCCAUGGAAUAUCCAAGGUCAAAUGAUGCACUGUCCCUCUGAUGGCAAACGCAUUUGCAGUUUUCGUGAAAAGCCAUUGGUUCUUCCAGUUGGUGCAUAAUCUGUCCCGGAUAGAGAGGACUGUUACAUCUUUGUUCUUGCCUGUGUGCUCACUUGACUGCGUUGACGUGUAGCCCAUUCGAGUAAAGAUCAGAUAGCUGAGUUAAUGCAAGUUGACCAGAUUUCUCACAAUGACAGCAAAUGUAAAACAGCAGUUUUUUUGUUGAGUGUUGGAAGCUAUCGAGUUUGAGUGACUGUCAAGAAACCAUUCAUGCUUCUCUUGAGUUGUACUAUGUAUUUGUUUGACUAGAUGUUCAUAGGUCAAAUUUUUGUUGUCAACAACAGCAACAGGUCUACAACCGAUAGACUGUAAGUAACAUUAUAGAACUAUCUCCUAAAGUCCAUGAUCCAAGUCAUCAUUGGGAUGUCUUUGUACUCAACAGCUAAAUACAGCAAAAUCCUGAGUCUGGCAUAAAUGCAUUAAAAACGACAUUUUCUAAAAUAUUAUCCAUUCAAUCCCAAAUUGGACAUACCACCCUUGCCUUCCAUUACUAAGCUUGGAGCUGUUUUCAGAAAAUGUUCUGACUUGAACUGGUUUAACUCACAAGUUUUCUGUCUUCAGUUGUCUCAAUUAUAGCUGGGCCUCUGCCAUGUCGGACACUAGCUCUGGGUUCACAGGACCAGACAUACCAAUGUUUCUAAAUGUGACAGCCCCUACAGAAAUAAUGCUCUGUGAAAAAACCUUCGAAAUGAUUCUCACAGUGACUACCAGCCUCUCUCUUUCUCAUUCUCUCCCUCUGGUUGCCUGCUACAUUUUCCCUCUCCCUCCCUGAAGCACACUUCACUCUGUCUGCCAGUUCUCAUGAGCAGUUGAGGAGAGUGACCAUUUUCCUUUGGCUCCUUGCAGAACUGGAUAUACUCUACAUAUAUAAAAUUAAGGAACUCCCCUCAGUUUUCCUCCGAAGAAAUAUAUCCCUUGGUACAUUAAAGGGAAAAUCUACCUUAAUACAGUUACAUUUGUACUGCCACUCUUGAUGCAGUCAAGAAAUACAGUUUCUGCCAAUAUGUAGAAAAAGAGAGCAUUGAAAGCAAAUAUUUGAAUAUAUUUAAUGAAGCACUGGUGAGUAUGUGGAACACAUUUAACUCGAGUGUUUUCCUAAAGAUGUCAAGAUUUUCUCCCAGACACACCCACCAAAUAUAAAAAAUCUGCUGCCAAACUUUGUGCCGUGUUUUAGAAACCAACUAUCCAAACAGAAAAAAAAGACAAUAAUACAAAACGGCAAAAUCAUUUGGUGAUGGAUCAACCAGUUAUGUUCACAAUUAAAAGAAAUCAAAGUUGUUAGGAUAAGAGGAACUUUAUUUAUCCCCAAAGGGACAUUCAAUGGUGUAGUUUUCACAUUUUUUUAACACAAUCACAGGGCUGAUUAUUUUUAUUAACAACCUUAUGUCACCUUUGUUCUCUUACAAUGAGCAAUGGUCCUGAAAGCAUUGUUUUAAACAAGGGGUAAACCGGUUAUCAGUCUUGACUAAAUUUUGGGGCCAAUAUUUGGCAUCUGGUUGAGUCUGUAUUGGUAUAUUAUUUACAGAUACAUUUACAUAUGUAUUCUCUCUGAAAACCCAACAUCUAUUGACCUCUAUUUUACGCUCUUGGUUGCGGAGUGGACACACACCAUGUUUUCACUUUUUUCUGAACUUUUCCUAAAGUCUCAUUUAGAUCAAAACAUCAAAUAAAAAUAGACAAGAUAUAUAAAUAUGAUAUAUAAACAAGCACAUCACAUAGACACUCCACUGAAUGUAUAAUUCACAAAUAUAAUUAAUAAAAAGACCUUUGAUUUUACUCAAGACAAGAGGAUAAAAGUCAAUGAACGCUGUUAUUUGUUUUACAGUUCAGUUCAGUUCAGUCGCAGUUGCCCAGUAUCUAAAGCAUGGUCUCUAUUUGAUGUAUAGAUAAAGGUCUUAACCAUGCAAACUGGAAGAAAUAACACAAGCAGCUAGUGUUUAAUGGGUACAAGUUAUAAAAGCAUGGUGCUUGGUUUGUGUCUGAUGAGGCUUAAUAAAUUCUGAAGUGUUUUCCAGAUCUCAGCAAAAAUAGAAUAUAUAAGAUUUGGUCUGGCUUACACAAGAAUGGUUUUCAUUCUUUUAGAUAGAGGAAAACUGGGCCUAAGCUCCAGCCUAGGUUAAAAACUGUCAAAGUAUUUUUCUGUUGUACUUCAGGUUAGGGAUGCUGUAUAAUUUCAGCAAGGUACGUACAAUGCACGUUGAUGUGACGUGAUACUGAGCUGAUCAGGUAAUCGGAGAAAGGUGAGUCACGUAAAACGGCUGUGAGUAAUUUCUGUAGUUAUUUUCCGUGUUGGCUCACCCAGAUGAUGACACAGUGGGUGAAACUACUAUCUGGGGCCAAAAGCAACACAAAUUCCUUACGUAGUGAGAAUUCAGGUCAGAUUAGUGUGAAUUAAGGAUUACUUCAAACUGUUGGCCUGUUUAGAUUAGGUCAGUGCUACUCGCUUCUGAAACAAUGCCAAACCUGAUCUGAACAAAGUCUGCAAAUCAAAGGAAAUCUUGAUACCUGAGCCAGUAGUGAAAACUGUUUUUUUAUUAUUCUUUGUCGGAUUAAUCCUGCUGUUAUUUGACCAUGUUGAAUUUUGUGAUUGAGCUGUCAUCAAAGGGAUUUUCCCCACACAUCAGUAGCAUUCCCUGGUUGCACAACGAGGCCCUGCAUCACACCCUCCCUUUUCCAUCUCAUUAGUCUACACACCUUUCUUUUGACGCAGCUGCUGCCUCACCCUGCCUGUCAGCAGCAACUGUCCAUCAUAUACCUUAGAUUUCAGGCUAUUAGUGGCACAUCAAUGACAACCUACAGCCAAGCAGAUUGGGAAGGCUGUGUUUUCUGCCUUAUGGUUUCCAAAAAGCACUCUGAAGCUCUGCAGAAAGUUAUUGGGGCAAAGGAAGGUUUUGAAAUGGGGAUAAAAGAUUGUGUUUUAACUAAGGGGGAACAGGUUUUUCUAUUUGUUCCCCAAAUAAUACAGUCACAGUGUCAGUAUUUGUCACAAGUGAAGAAAAGUUUGUAUUUUUCAGUCUGAAAAUGAGGUGCAACUAAACCCUACAGAGUGUUUGAGAUUGAUUUGCAGCACCGGUCUCAAGUUUUCCUCUGAAACAAAGUCAUUGUCAUGGUCCUAUGCUUUGAGCCUCAAUAGAUUUCAGUAAUAAGAGGUUUCUAUUCAGUGUAGCUAGCCCUCCUUCUGUGUUUGAUUGCCAGCUGGGGUCAUUCGGUGAAGCCACAUCGAGGAGGGGAGACAACCACUUCUGUUUAGUGAUAUCCGUCUGCAAUGGGAGCCAGAUGUGUUAAGUGAUGACAUGGAGUUAAUGCACUUGGCUUUGACUGCACACACCAUAGAGGCUGGAAUUAACAACUUUAGAUUGUCCAUGUCAGGGUUCGGAAAGAGGUGCCCGUUCACCUGAACACCUGACCUCCAGUCGCCCAUCAGGCACCCAUUGACAUUCCUAAUGGCUGUAACCAGUGGUUGCACCCUUUACAGAUAGACAUUUUCCAGUUGCUCGUGUUUCUCACCUGUUAUUUCUUUUUGUGUGAUUUCAGGAUUCCCUUCAAAAUCGGACAGCCAAAGAAGCAGAUUGUCUCUAAAACAGUGAGUAUGGAUCAAAAGUUGAACUAAUGAACUGAUCAGUCAAAAACCCCAUAUGCCUUACGCUGGUAUUUGUUGAAAAAGCUUUUUGUGAAGUUUUUUGCCUUUAAAAUGGUACACGGCAUUGAUAGUAAUUAAAUAUUGUGACCAGAGAGAAUUAUUUGAUGCCAAUUUGUCUGAGCCAUGUAAGAUGGCAGAGGUGGUUACCUUGAAGUGACAAUGAGUAGGCGUUCUCUUUGCAGGAGAAAACCACUUCCAGCAUAAUAGUUGUGUGGCCCGGCAGUCACUGUCAGACUGGGUUUCCAACUUCCUGUACCAGCCUAGGCAAAAACCAGGGAGUGGGUUAGAGGCCUCUCAGUUACAUUGUCCACUAGCGACAAAGUGUCAGCUGCCUUCCUCGUUGUUUUUGCCACUGUGUUUAAAUCUAGGAGCCCACAGAACCACAAGACAGGAACCAAGACUGCCUCUGUAACCCAGCAUGUUUUGAAGACAUGGUCGGACAAGCUGUCUUAGCCCUAGCUGACCCUUGAAACUUGAUAUAAAGAAGUAUUUAAUCUGCUUUUCAACUGCUGGAACCUGGUGGAAGGGCAGUUAGUUGUGGUUUUAAGUCCCUGUAAAAAGUCCCCUUUCCUGAGAAAGUAUUUGGCUUAAGAAAUAUUGAGAUAAAGUUACAAAAGUAAACUUUUAAACCAUAAUAGAAUAUACCUUGACUCUACAAAAUUUAGUACUGGUUUGCAAGUAUACAAUGCAACUCAAACCAUUUUGGUCUGUGUCAAAUUUACUAAUUUAAUUUAGUUUAACCUCCUCUGAUGAUGUGACAAUGAACAUAGAAAGGGAUUGUUUUCCCCAAGUUGUUCCAGACCCAUUCUCUUAUGUAGUUCCUCUGAUAACUCUGUGAUCAUAUGAAAAAUCAGUUUACUGCUUAGAAAAGUAAUAUUUUAAAUUCUUUUAUGUAAUUAUAUUGUUUUAUUUAAAAAUAAAAUGUUUUCUUUCAUAGGUUGAGAGAGACUUCGAGCGAGAAUAUGACAAGCUCCAAAAGUAAGUUUGUUUUUUAAUCAAUCAAACGUGUAUGAGCAGACAGUAGAGAGAUUUGACUCUAGAUUUUUCCAAACAGAUUUAAAACUGACAUUGAGUAUAUUGUGUGUGAGGUCCAUACAUCUAUGUGUGUAAAACUGUGGUCUUUUCGGACCCUUAUAUUACUUGGACAGUUUCUGUAUGUACCACAUUGGACAUUUAAAAUAUAUUCAGGCAUUUUCAUAUAUUAAACUGUUGAUCCAUAAUUAGAUUGUGUUCUUCAGCUUUUGCGAGACUGUACUUGUUUUCUUCUUUAUUAUUUUAUGUUAACAAAGCACUCUUUAAAAACUCACACUUAACAUGCUCCUCAUUGUGUAUACAGUUUCUGGUCUCACACAAUUUGAUCGUCCCUGCUGUGUUUGGUCCUUUUUUUUCUCAACACUGAACUGUGAAAAGACCCACAUAUGAGCUUUGUUGAAGUAUGAAAUAUGAAAUCAUGAAAGACAGUUUACUUUUCCAUAAAAUAAUCCUGUAAAGCUCUAAUUCAGCCGGAACAGUAUUAGAGAAUACAUACUUACAUCAUAUGCUUUUAAAUUAAGGGGAAAAUAAAACGUCAUUUAACUUGAAAGCUUGAGAGUAAGUUCUUAUUUACCUUGUCUGUUCACAUUAAUUUAUUUUUCUGAAGUUAGGGAGAGGGGCCUUAAAGAACAUAAACACCCAGGACCUCAGAGCUCAGUACAUCCGGGCCUUCUCUUACUGGGAGGCUGAGGUUCUAGAAAACUCCCUGAGGGCCCCGCAGAAUGAGUGGGAGCACCAUUUUCCUCUCAGGUUUUGUUGAGUAGGAGGGCCCAUUAUCAGGAAGGUGUGGUGCCAAUAGACCUUAUAGAUGAGUCAGAGAAGCAGGCAUGUACAGACAUUCAGGUUCUCCACCCUAGAGAUCCAUAUCAACACAUCGUGGAGCCUCUGUGACCUAAAUAUACUUGGUAUGCUCUGCUAUUUGUUCUGUUUGUUCUUUCUUUCCGCUUGACAAAAGGUAUUUUAGUUGUAUUUUGACUUCUGAUUUUGUGGGAAAAUUGUGUUUAUUCUAUAAAACAUACAGCAGCCACGACAGACCAUCAUGACAAAACCUCUAAUUAGCCUCCUAUUUUGUGUGUGAAGCAUAAUGUGGUUACAUAUAUGGAAUAGUCCAAAAAAGCAUAAAAACAUCAACAUUAGCCCUAAAGGGUCCAAAUGAUCAUGACCCAAAUUUAAUGAGCUGUAAAUUGUGCAGUUCCAUGUUAAACCUGUCAGGGUUGUCUAGGUGAAGAAUUAAUGUCAUCUGUAAAGGUCCUUUCACACUGGGACCAUUUUUGUCGUGCGAUUAUUUCGGACAUCAAUAAUUUUUUUUGAACCCGUAUCCUGUCAUUACAAGCGUUUACAUCAGCAACGUUUUCCCGUCCGGCGAUUGGAUCACUGUCAAUUGUUCUAAAGUUUUGCAUACUGUGUGCAUACUGUGACCUUCCCUGGGAUGCGUCUUUUUCCCCCUGGGAAGUCGCAAAAUCGCAUCGGGCUUGGUGUGUAUAGUCAGGCGCGUCAAAAUUCACCUCAGAAUAUUUCAUAAUCCGUGUUCUAUAUUUGCGUCGGCCCCGGUGUGUAAGGACCUUAAGAGUCACGCAAAAACAUGUGGGCAACAUUCAAGAGUGCAGCGCUCUAUUUUGAGGGCAUGCCUCAGAUUUAAUAACACAAGUUUAAGAUUAUGCCUUAUUCAUGUUUGAGAUUCUAAUUCUUUCCCAGGAAUGCCGGCACAUUGGAUUAGCUUGCACUAAGAUUUAGGGCCAACACAAGUGGUUACAUAUGUGACCGUCUAAUUUCCUGAAUAUCUUGAGGAUACAUCAAUUGUUCAUUUUGUCUCUAAAAACUGUCAAACAUGUCUAGUUCAAUUUCUGAAAGCCCAAUGGGGCGACUCAAAAGUUCUUCUUUUUAAAAUCAAAACCCAAUGCUUUUCAUGUCAAACUAGCAAAAAUAAGCAAAUCCGUACAUUUGGAAAGCAGCAAAAGUGAAUGUUUUUAGUUUUUCCUUGAGAAGUCACACAAACAAUUCACUCAUAAAAUAUCUCUUCUAGUCGCAUGCACGAACUUCUGCUCUGCUCACAGAUUUCUUGUGCAUAAUUACAUGUUUUGAUACUCCAGUUUCAUUUUGUUUUGCAAUUGGCAGGUGUAAAAUUAUUUAUUGGCCUUUGCUAUUUAUAAACCACAUAAUCAAACGUGAAAUUCAUUUAUCAUAAGCUUGUUAUGAUUAGCAGCUUGAAUGCUAAUUGGCUUAAUGACCAUCAGUCAUUACCAUCAAUUUUGGGGGCAUCCAAACAGUUUGUCAAAAUCAACAUGAUGAAAUGGCUUAAUGGCACUCAAAGCACACGUGCCAGAUUGAAAUUCAAGAGUUAACACUACUCUUGCCAUUUUUAGUGUUGUAAAACUGAAAAACACUAGUCAGUUAAUAAACAGAUAAGUUUUAGCCCUGAUUUACAUGGUGCUCCAGUGUCUGACCUGGUUCUUGUGUAAAUGUUUCCCCCCCAAAAGACUGAAUGGUGGAACUUGGACGACUGCCUGUUUCUCCUCCGGUGUCACACAAAGGGUUUGUGUGUGGAUGUCAUCUGGAAUGCAGUCAUGUUUGUCCAGUUUUUAAUAAGAGAUUGUGGUUAGGUGGUUGUGGCCGCACAGGCUCAUCACUAGGGCACUGGAGCAAGGAGCAGCAGCUGUUCCACUAGGCCGCUCCAUUAGCACCUUUUGGAAAGAGACUCCAGGCUCACCUGGCAUCCGUCCAGAACAACCCUCUCGCUGUCAGUGCUGACAGAGAAAGAUGCAACAGUAUUGUGCAACACAUUUUAAAGUAGGAGGUGCUAUCUGGAGCAUGAGUUUCACAUGCACAAACAAACACUACAAGAACACAUCUUGAGUGUACAGGCAUUGGUCUCAGAGCAUGUUAGUUUGUUUACAUGGUGAGAUGCUUUCACCCACUAUCCCGCAAAACCCAGUCUUCAUGAUUGGCAGGGUUUUAACUGUUAAACUGUUAUUUUCCUCAUCUCAUAUUUGUCUCCUUUCAUUACUCUAAAGUGUUAACUAUGUCAGCCAAUAUACAAGACUGUUUUAGUUUUAGUUUGUUCACCAUGAUGCCCUCAUUGACUCUGCUGGUACUCAGAAUCACAUGAAAAAAACAAAGGCUAGUUAUGUGUAAUGAAUUCUAAAAUGCCUUGACUCUUUUUACUCACAAAGGCAGUAACGAUAAAACUGACCACAUAUCAGUAUUUGCAGAUUUCUUCCAACAAUAGCAGAAGCUGUUUGCUAGUUGUAGAUACGGCACAGUACUGAGUUCUAACAUAAUAUCUGCAUAGAGCUAUUGUCCCUCAGUUUUCCUCUACUUAUCAGAUUCUGACUUAAUCCUGUCUAAAGUAUUGCUAAUGGUACUGUCUAUAAUGUGAGUACCACAUGCUGCAAUUAAAAAUGUCUGUAUUCUAAAUAUCUGGAAUGAGCUUGAUUUCAUUAAUUUAGAGGACGGCUGAUACGAGACCCAGUUACAUCUCGUUGGUGAGAAAAUACAAGAAGUUAGUGUGGAGAUUGUUCUGACAGAAUAGUGUUUUUUCUUGUGGUGUGAACAAUAAGGGAUGGAGUUACAUCAUUUAUUGCAAAUGACAUUUUUGGAACAACCUCCAUCUGGUCUGUGGCGAUUGAGUGCGAAAUCCUAAAAAACGUCAAGGCGAACAAAAGCAUGUAGAAAGAAGUUUUGAUGGGAAAUAAUUAAAGAUUUUUUUAGUUACCUUUAGACCCUACUUCGCCUAGAGUUUGCCAGCUCUUUUUUUUUUUUGAAAACAUUAAAUGAUCACAAUCCAUACUCAAAGCUGUCAAACCACAAUCACUGUCUGACACUGGCUAAUAUCACACAAUGUUUUCCUUCGGUUUAGACUUUUAGUUUUUUCACAACAAGAGUUGUGAUGCAGGUGAUUUGAAAUUAAUUAUUAAGAUGUUAUAUUUGCUUUAGGAAUUAGAGGAAAUGUUAAAAUGAUAUAGUAAAAACAAAUUAAGAUUGACAUUUUUCACUGCCCUGUUACUUGGGCAUAACUGUGGAUUAACUGAUUGUGUGAUAAAGACAAAACAAAUUAAAGAAAGAUGAUGAUAAUAAUGAGGCAUGUUGUCAAAAGCCCUUUUUCUUUUGAACACUCAAACAAUAAAGAAAAUGAUCCAAUUUGUGUGUUUGGAGCCACCUCACUGUUACUGUCAUCCACAAAUCCAUUUGUGAAUCUUGAGACCAGUGGCUUUAGUGCCCUAUGGGUUUACACCGCUUUGUUUUCCUCAUGAACACAAUAUCUCAAAGCGAACAUGGAAAUAAAACCCCAUCACAGUCCUUUUGUCAUCAAACCCAGAGACACGAUAUGACAGCAGUCUCGGGGGAGAUUCUAAACCCCUCGUUUGCUUUAAUUGAUAUAAUGAAUGGCAUGUGUUUUCAGCCUCCAUAGUUUAGUAAUUGCCGUUUUUAACACCCAUCAAUGGAAUAUGUGCAGUGGAAUGAUGGAAGACACUAAUGCGUCUGAGCGCAAAUGUAGUUGACAGUAUCAGGAAGGAUUUUCUGUAUUAUUAAUUAGCUAACGGAUGUUAUAGUAACAUUUUAUGUGGAAUCAAUGAAAUGUGUAAUUCCCUCUUGAACCAGGUGCAAAAGGAAAUGUACUUAUUUCCUUUUGAGUAUUUCUAUUUCUACAUAAUACAUCUAAAACUGAACUGAAUUGAUCUCAAGUUUCAAAUGUAUAAAAAGUAGAUGCCCUGUUUUUCCUUUUGGUCAAUUUUGUUGCUCUGUUUCUGACUAAAACCAUUGUUUUCUUUGCUUUCCAGCUCUUGUUUCCCCCGUUGAUUUCAGUUUUACUGCUUUCCUCUUGAACUGAAGCAGAGAAUGGCUGAUAAUAUUCUUCUUGUCUUACAGGCUGGAGGAUCAGACAAAAAAGCUUCACAAGGACAUGAAGAAAAGCACCGAGGCUGAUUUAGGUGUGUUCUUCCACCAAACUGUGCGUUAGUGCCGGGUGUGCCAUUGAUCUCCACUUGUUCACCAACAUACUUGAUGUCGCUUGGCAGGUUUUUCAAGGCUAGAAAAGGCAUUUGGUUGUCUCGGUUUGUUUGGUGGUGUUUCAUUUCCCUGAACGGCUUGGAAAUUGAGACAAAAGAUUGCCAGUGUUCCCCUUAAUCAUGUAUAAGCUUUCCUAGGCUAUCGCAAUACAUUUGAUAUGGAUUUAUGAGUGUAUAUCUUUGUACGAUGUUCGGUCAGGGCUCAAUUUGUUGUUCAUGUCUGGCUUCAUUUAUUUAUUCAUGCAUUUGUCGGCCACAGAAACCAUGUUUACUCUACUUUUUAUUUGCUUAUUUGCUGGUUUUGGAGUUGUGUAUUUGGGAAGCAGCGGUAGACAUGGCCUGUGGUAAGUAGUCAGUUGUGGGGGUGGAGGAGAAGGGACGGAUGGAGGAGUGAGAGGCUUCUUCAUUUCCUCUCCUUUGUGCUCUGGAAUAUGGAUGUGUGCAUCAUCAAAGUGUCAUAGCUGUCAGGCCCUCAUUAUCGUUAAUGGAUUCCAUCUGUUGCACAGGUCCCGUCUCCGGCAACUGCUACCAAACAAAGAACUGGACCUACUCUGCAUGUCAGCACUGCAUUUAAUACACUGCUUUCUAUAUCAGCCACCAUUUAUCAAGUCAAGGGUGCUGAUAUGGGGAGCUCUAUUGAACUCACAGCCAAUUAGCUGGUGAAGGACGAUAAUAUCUUUUAAGAGCUGCUGUGGUUCACCGUUUCAAUUAGACUAAGUAACAGAAGGCAGAAAAAGCAGCAGGGAUAACUGCGCUUUUCAUACCAAGAAAUCGUUCUUCUUAUUUCAUCCCCAGAAUAUGAGGGGCUUUCGCUCCACUUGUUUGCACACUGCUAAUACUGAUAAUUAAAUAACUACCCUUGUGUCACCCCGUGAUUCUCGUGACCCUGUAAUCACCGCGUCUCGCAGUCAAAUCAGACAAUGUCAAAUCAGGCAAUUUGUUACUUGUCAAAAGGAGCGGGGCACAGAAACACCACUUGGUAAUAAUUGAUUGGUUGAAAAUUGGUCUCGAGAGAAUCCCAAGGGAGUGUGAAAACACUGUUCCAGAUCUCCAUGAAGCCCAUUUUCACCACAGCCUCUCCUGUCAGCUAGUGUCUCCUCAGUGAAGCUCAUUUAUUUUGACUGUGAAGCCAUAAUCUGAUAUGUGCUAUGUGUCUAAACAAAGUGGCAUGAGCACAGAUUAACAGUAAUUGGUGCUGUCAGUGUAGAAACAUCACUGAGAUUCUUGAUGCUUUAGUGAAUAUUCAACACGGCAGAUUAACACACUCACACCCCCCCCCCUCUAGAUUUUUUACAAUGGGGGCAGAACUGUGCCAGUUUGUGUACUUUCUUCUUACUUUUGAAGACUCCAUGAAACCAUUUAUAAUUAAAAACUUAAAUCCUUAGUGUAGUAAACGAACUUUUCAUGUAUAGUUCAAGAAAAUUUAAACAAUCGGGUAUUAAAUUUGAUUGAAUUGGGAUCUUCAGCAUUCAUUUAAACAUAAAUUUAUCUACAUUAUGUCUAUCCCUUAAAUAUAACUGAACUGCAUGCUAACAGUCUACUUUCUCUGUGUGUGUGUCUGUUAGCCAUGUCCAAAGCAGCAGUGAAGAUCUCUGCAGACCUGCUUAGUAACCCACUAUGUGAGCAGGACCAGGCCUUCCUGGAAUCCAUGACUGCUUUAGACACCGCCAUGAGGAGGAUGGAUGCCUUCAACCAGGAAAAGGUCAGACCCAGUCCAACACUCUUUCUCUUGUAAAGUUUGAAGUGUUUUAUCUUCGUCUUUUUCAGUUUUUCUUCACUCCUUUCUGGCACAUGUCAUUGUCAGACUAUGAAAGGGUAAACUUCUCUCCUUGGAUGUCAAAUUAGGAAUCUACACAGUUUUUUGUUGGGGUUUUUGUUCAUAUCGGUCAUUAUUGUGCAGCCUGUCCAGCCUAUGUUGUGUUCGAGUUACCUCAGAAGUCAGGUGUUCAGUUUGAAUGUUUGUUUGCUUGUUAGUAUUAGCACUUGCCUUAUAUUCGGACAAGGCAAGUGCUAAAAUAACUUUCGUAGAUGACACCAUCUUGUUUCCGCCUCCGAUUUUGCUUUUUCCGACUUGACUGCUGUCAUUCCGAAUGUAGCAUUAAAACUGUCGGUACAGUUCAGUCUGUUCAGUUUGUAUGUUUGUUUGCUUGUUAGUUUAAUUAAUUAGUGGUGGUUUCCCCUAUUGGAUAUAGUGUUUAAGGGUUCCAAGUGAUUAUUUCCUUAUUCAUGGAGAAAAGCUAACAUUGUGGUUGAGCCUGUUGUCUCUCAAUCAGAAGGUCAGGGGUUUAGUCCCAGGUCCUGCUGUCCACAUAUCAAGACACUUGGCGCCAACUUACAGUGUUUUAGCAGCUGGUGGGCAUUUACAUAGCAGUGUAUGCCAUCAGUGUGUGAAUGUGGUGUGAAUUGGUGGAUGUGGCGUGUAAUGUAAAAGUGCUUUAAGUGGUCAGAAGACAAGAGAAAGCACUCCUAAAACACAGUCCAUUCCAUUUACAAUUAUCUAACACAGAUACGUUUGUGGAACCUCCCACACUUUACAUUUUCUUGAAAUCUCUUUUAAAAGUUAGAAAGUCACAGAAGACAAACUGUGUCAUUCAUGAUUGAGUCACACCGGCUUCAUGUUGCAAAUUUCUUCCUUAACUUUCAUUUUCUCAUACCUCUCUUGUUUGUGAUUUAGAAUACAUACUUCUUGUUCUGGAGUGCAUUACUUUUUGUCUUUUAUGCUUUUUCACUCUUGUAUGUUUUGUCCUCAGGGGAAACUGUAGAUAGGCAGACAUUUUUCCAGGACUGUAAGCACCAUAGCAUGCUCGUUCUCUCACAGCUGUACUUUGUGAAGAUCUCCUCUUUGGCUGUCGGGCCUCUCCAGAUUAUUCGCUGGGUGCACUUCAGGUUUUUUGAUUAGAAUCAUCGCCAAAGGUAGUUAUAAUGUGAAUCAUAGUGGCACCGCAUGUGUGCAUCCUCAAGGCACUUCACUGUGAAGAGUAGACUUUUAAGAGGAAAAAAUACACGAGAACACAGGAGAUCACACUAAGGCAUAUACCGAUUGACUUUUUUCCAUCUGUGUUUUCUUGACUCAUUGCCCUGCUGUUAGGUGUUCUGGGCUUUUCACAUUUGUUGCCUUAAAAAUAUUCCCCUUCUUUUCACAUUUAGAUGUGUAACGGAGUGAUUUCAUAACCUUUUCACAACAGUGAUCAAACAGACGUGGAAAAAACGAAAGCAGUUCCGUUUAAAAGUGCAUCUUUUUUUUUUUUAUUCCACGGUCAAAAUGUAGUGUGGUACCCUGGGAAAAGCACAACAUCUGGAUCAGUACAGAUUGAAUUGAGUGGAUAUGAUCAACUUCACUAAACUUCUAUUGAAAAUCAGACCAGUAGUCACAGACUAGUGUGUGUGUUUUGUGACGAGUGGGCUCAUUCUGCAACUACAACUCUGACACAAAUAUUUCCAAGUCUUCUCAUCAUCACAAACUCAACCCAGCAAUUUUGUUUCUACUUGAUUUAAACAGAUCUAAGAAUUAAAAGUCACUUUGUUGAAUGAAAAACAUGUCAACAUCGAAGGGGAACUUUGAGCCGCUUUUAUAAAGCAGAUCUUUUUUUUUUUGUUGUUGCUUUUUUUUUUUUCUCUUUGUUUUUAACCAGCCUUUCAGACUGGCUUCUCACAGCUCAUCAAAUUUUACAGGAGCAAUUUUGAGUGACUAGACAAAGUAGAAUGUGGGUUGGACAGAGUGUGUGGGUUUGUGACCCGGGGUGUGUAUGUUCCAGGACUUGGCUUGGUUGAGUGCCCAGGAGAGCACUCCUGCCAGUUCGACUGUUUUCAGUAUAUUGUAACUUCUACAUUCUCCAGAUUCUAUAGAAUAUCAAUCUGCUUUUAGUAUCUAUUUUAACUGUGUUUGAAUCCCCUCACUCUUAAUCAUUUCAUCUCUUAAUUAGUUUGAAUGUAAUUUUGUAUUCCUCCCUGUUAAAACACUCUCCAGGUGGAAAAGCUUUUCUUCGUAGUGCAUCGUUUUGAUUCCAGAUUCUCCAUGCUGACGAGUUUUCUAGUUUGGCUCAGUGACUGGGAUGUAUUUGACAGUGAUUCAGCUCGGCAGCAACACUUUUUCACUUGAGGAGGACAACAGUCACCAACUGUAUUGACGUGGUUGUAUGUUUUUUUUUAGCCACUCUUUGAUCCGGAGUAGAUUUUGACAGCUGGGUCACACCUGAUUUUCUCAGUACUUCUUUCAGUCUUCCUAAAUAAAAAUCCUCACCAUAACACAAUGUUCAGUUCCAGGUUUGGGCAGGGCUGUGUGGCUCCUUUUGUAGAGUGGCUGAAAGUGAGCUGAAGGCAGAAUAGUGAUUGCGAGCACUUUUUGGUCAGUCUGCUAUGUGGAGUAUCACCUCAGGUUUGCUAGGUGUUUAAAAUCCAGCACGGCUCACUCGAAACACUACUCCAGCUUCUCCCUUCAAGCUGACUGUUGAUUCUGACGGCACCAACAGCAAACCCUAUUGCUCCAGCAAAACAGACACAAAAGCAUCCACCCUUUGCUCUUCUCUCAGUGUUGAGACGAGAUGUUCCGCCGCAGGGCCCGCGAGUGAGAGAGCCAGCAGAUAAAACGUGCAGCGAUAAUGAAGGCAGCAGUGGCCCAGGUCUGUGUGUUUAUUUCUGGGGCUGAGGAGGGCGCACAGCCCCGCCGGCACACUGCUGCCGAAGCUGAGCCCCAGUGUAGAUGGCGGCAGCGCAGUAGAGGAUGCUCCGUUUGGAGGGAUAUUGAUUUCCUCUGCGAUCUGUGUGUAUUUUUGGGAGGCCUGUGUGCCAGGUUGGCCUCUGCCCCGUGACUCACUGAUGGAGACUACUGCUUGAGCGUCGGCCUCAGGCUCUGCGGGGCCUCCAAGGAAUAGCUCUGCCCCCCCCUCUCUGUGGGAAGGGGCAGAGGGUAGAGGGCACCAGCAUGCUUAAGCAAAUCUGCCGCUGUUGUUCUCCCUCCUCGCUGCAUGCUCUCACCUUAGAAGCAGCGGCGCAGCUCAAGUCGGGAAGGGGGGGAUGGUGUGAAUAUGUAAAACAAAGAAAAUGUGAAUUCCCAUGUACUUAUUUGUUAUUGGUUCUCUGUUUUCCCUCAAACCACAAUCAACCAUUUUGUACUUGGAAAUGUGCCGGUGUGAAGCAGUGAGUGUUGCUGUAUGUUCUCAUAGAUGGUCAGGGCAUUUUUUACAAAGCACAGCUGCGAUCUCGCUUCCUUGUUGUUGUGUGAUUGACUGUCCUUCCAAUAGUGAGUGAACAUAUGAUUAGUGGAGCUGCUUGCUGUUCUCAUGCAGCUGUCACUUCACAUCUUAGCGCUUUAAAUUUCUCCUCCACCACCGUACUUAGCAUUUAGUCCUCACUCCACUCGUUUGCAUGGUUAACUUAGCAUUCUGUCAUGCUGGAAGAUCUGCUGGUAACAGUCAUUUUGAAUCUGCAAUGUAAAUGAUGCUGCAAACUUUAUUAAUUGUGCACCAACUUCUGUCGAUGAGACUUUGUGCCGGGGCUGGAGGCCUCGAGAUGAGAUGUUCGUUUACUUCCAUUUAACUCCCCUUCCCCUCCUUCCCCUCCCUCCCCUCCCCUCCCUCCCCUGUCGAUUCUGGCAACCAGAAGGAGAAUGUAGAAAAAUAUAAACUGUUAUUGUUAAAAUGUUUGUUUGCAAAGAACUUUCAUCUUGUACGGCAGCCCACCCUCCACAGGAUUUGAAAUCAGUGGGGCUUUGCUUUCAUGUCCGUCCCCUGACAGUUCCAUCCUUUUGUAUCGCAAGCUCGAUGAAUAUUCAGGGUUUUCUCCUCGGGGCUUGUGUACUAUUAAAGAGUCAACGUCAUGAAAGUUUCUUUGCAGGCACCCCCCCCCCCCCCCCCCUUAUUUUCUUGAGUGCUCUGUAUGAAAUAUACACAAUUGUAGGUGUUUGUUCAGUGGCACUACUUAGCAGCUAAUGAGCGUGAGACAUACAAGCUAUUUUGUUCUGACUCCAGUUUUGAUGUAACUCAUGUUGACAAUGAAUAACAAUUUGUAAUGUCACAUCUCUUGUUAAAGUUGUGUGUGCUGCUGAUAUUUACAGCUGUUGUUUUUUUUAUAUGACAGGUCAACCAGAUCCAGAAGACAGUUAUCGACCCUCUGAAAAAGUAAGUAUCCAUCCGAGUUCUUGUGGCUUAUUUUGUUGCGACCGUGUCAAAGGUUGGCUACCAAUCUAUCAAUACUGGAUCAGGGUCCAACAGUUUUUGCUGACAAGUUUAAGAUUCGAGCGGAGUAAUGGAGCGGGGAAGUUUUCCAUGUAGGGACAGUAAAGUACAGUCAAACUAGUUCAGCACAGUCUUCAUGGAUCAUUGUUCCCGAUGUGGUAAAUCCAUACAAUACUCAGGGCAGUGCCCCAUAAUAUUUUUAUGAUCUGACCCUGUUCUGCUCCUGCUCUGCGCCCCGGUGGUGCUGUACCACAGGAAGUCUUGCAGUGAAGUAACACAGAUUGUAAAAAUGAAUCGAGUGGUGCUGCUGUGGUGUUACUGUGUCUGGAAGAAAGUUUAUUUGGUUUUCAUUCCUAAUACUCGCCCCCGUUUGAGCAGCCAGUGAGCGCUAUUCCAUUCCUUAAGUCUUACGUUUACCAUACACACACACACACACACACAGAGUACACCACAUGCUCAUGCAAAGCAGAGGUACUGAAGGGAGUGGUUGGACUAUCCCACCCGUCUUCCGGAGAGCUUGUUAAGGUUUAGCUUCCUCUUCUUGGCUCCUCCCAGGAGGUUCACCAUAUGCUGUUUAAAAGAGCAUGUGCACGUGUUUCUGUCGCAAGUUUAUGUCGAACCCCAGAAGCCUGUUGGUUCAUUUUUCAAAAUAACCAAUGUGAAGAGAUUCCUUCAUAAAACAUGAAUAGGCUGGGUCAGUGUGUACGUGUGUAAAUGUGUGUGUGUAAAUGUGUGUGUGUGUGUGUGUGAACCCUGCCUUCUUCAUGAGCUCUGGUGGCGGAGCAAUGACAGGAUGGAAUGGUUCUAAUUUCCUCUUCCUGGUGGGCGGCAGGCGGACGUGUGGGCAGGCUCAUAAUAUGGCAGAGGGCCCAGCUUCCUGGGCCCAGAGCCGUGGAUUGGUUGAAAAGGAGAACUGUCUCAGGACAGUGCAUACUCUGGACACAAACUUACACACAGGCCGACAGUAACCCAGAUUUUGAAGGAGGUUCUGUCUUACGAAGGUGGUGUUUUGGCUUUAAAGUUGGGCAUUUACAUGAUUCUGAAAUAAAGCAAAGGAACUAAGUCCAUAAAUGCCUUUUUCAAGCCAAACUGACCUUUCAUUAACUUUCUCUUCCUUGCUCUAUUAGUUAUUAGUUUAUCAAAGUGGACUCUACAGAAGACUCCACACAGACACAAAAGCUACUAUACUUUAAAGCUUCCAUUAAGAUUCCAUUAGUCCAUCACUAAUGAAUAUUUUCCAUUGUUUACUUUGACGCCAAAUACUCUGCUGGUGAUCUCGUGUCAGAGAAUUAGUAAAGAGUUGAAAGGAAAACGUUAAUGUUAAUGGAAGACCUUGAAUGGUGUGUGUUUGUAUCCAUGUGCGAUUGCUCUUAAAAAUUUUUGGCAUCUUUCCUUAAUUGUUAGUAUGGUGAAAUGUACAGUAAACAAAAAUCACCCCCCUCCCGCAUUGAGAGUGUGUAAGUGUGUGUCUCAGGCCUCGACGUGAAUUCAUGCACUCAGUGGGGUCACUAAGUGACAUCACUGUGUUUAUAUGUGGGGAGGGGAGUGCGUGGGCACUGCAGCAUUUGUGUUAUCUCGGCCUCCUAACCUAGUCCUUUCUGUUCAGUUGCUCUUUUGGAAGAGGCAGAAUUCAAGCCUGUUGUGAGACCUCUGCCCUGUCUGAGCUCUGUACGGACAAACCACAUCCACCUCUCUCAAUCAGAGGAAAGACUCUACCCCUGAGUCGUGAACUCAACUCGACUACUAAGCCUCUUUUUUUUGGUGGCAGUUACUGAAAUUGAUCCCAGUUUUGUCGGUUCCAUUUAUUUUUUUUGUUAGCUAGCUUUUUUUCCCAUCUUAUCUCGUACAUAAUGUAACCAGGCCGGCUGUGUGAGUUCUCCGAGUUUUGAUCAACAAAGCACAAGGCAAGUUGCAGCAGAUCAAACUCUCCCCUGCUGAGACAAAGGAGGUUCUGCUGGCAUGUACGUCACGCACUCAAUUUCCCAUGGCCCACUGCCCUUGGGCCGUUUAUACAACAGGUAGUAGUUAUUUAACAGUUACAAUGAGCAUAAUUUAACAAAAGUCCUCAUGUGAUUUAUCUUUUGUCAAACUCUUUUCAGCGUCUUUAUGAGUCUUGACACUCUGGAGGGGUAAUUAACACAUAAACAACGACCUUUUCCUGCAUUUUAGUGGUUUAGUGUGCGCUUUUUUGCUGAAUUGAGUUAUGUGAUGGAAGUCCAGAGGAACAGCCUGCUUCUCUAGACUGAGGGUGUCUAGACCAGACUGGGGCUUGGCUGACGGGUCGGCCUGGACUGUCUGUGGAUUGGCAGCCGCUCAUAAACACACUCUCUGCUCCAGAUGCUAUUUCCAUCCAGCCCGUUCACCACACCCUGACCUGUCACAUGGACGGUGGUGUGCCCUUGGCCCCCACACUGCCUUUCAACCAGCCAAAGACCUCAGUCGAGCACAACUAACCACCAAUGCAGCCGUAGCCAGAUGACCAGUCGUUGUCCGGCCAGGCCAGGACAUCGAGGGAGAUAUCCGGUGCUCGGACAGUUAUAGACCAAACUUUGAAUACUGAGUAUGUAUAUUUACUUCAACGGGACACUGCUGCGUAAUCUUGCGUGGGAGCCUACACAGCUGAGUCACCCUAACUUCUGGCACUGAGAGCCUUAAGUGUAAGCGUAAGGCUGAAACGACUUCAUCUAGUAUGGGGAGGACGGGAAAGGGUUAACAAGCAAUUGGCUUUGUGUCUGGCUCCUCUUCCUUCUCCUUGAGUGCCAGGAGAGCAGCGGCCUUAACGUCUCUCAGCGCGCUCCGAGAUAGUAGCGGCUGACAGUGUCGUCCCACUUUAAGUCUCAAACUGAAGGCCAGCAUAGUGUGUCAUGAGGAAAUCUCACCGUGCUGUCAGGUGAAGUGUGCUGGUGAGAAUGUGAUCAGCCUGAAAGCUGGUUUGCCGCUACGUUGUCAUCAGCCAAUAGGAUCGUGUUGGAGUGCAGUCAUGCCUAGAGGGCAGUUACAUAAUCCCUUGGCACUUCAAGUAUGUGUACACUGGAACAGAUAGUAGACUUGAGGAUCGGCAUCCACCCCUGCCAUAAACUGGGCCAAAGUGGUAUUUUAUAAAUAGCGGUAGAGCGUGGGCCGCGGGGCUGGGCUGAGCUAGGCUCCGUGAUGUCACUCAAAUGCUACAAGACCACUCCUUGCUUAACUUCCUGUAGUAAACAAUCCCUGCUUGUCUGACUAAGAAGUCUCAGUUCGCAUCACUUUCUCCCCCCCACCCCCCAACAGCACUCUGCUAAGGUGCACAGGCAGCUUUCAUGUAGUAUUUCACAACCGGUCCACCAGUUCUCAGUUGUUCCCUUUCAGCUGUAGAGAGCAGAACAAAGACUGACAUUAAGAGGAACAUAAAUCAUGAAGCCCACACAUUUUGUGGCCAAUAACACCAUGAGAGGAGGUGAACGUUUUCAAACUGUUGUAGUAGUGCUUCUACGCAGUUGAUGAAACGCUUUUAAAUGAGUCAUUCAAAAAAAGCUAUAUCUCACUCUUCAUUACGAUUGUUUUGAUUACUGACUCACAUGCAGCCGACACCUGUGUGAAUAAUCUUGUGGCCUGCUUUUAAAAACACUGUCACUGCUUUGCAUUUACAUGAAAGAAGAGCCAAACAAUUUGUAUUUUACAUUUCAUAUCUUGAGGUUUUACUCAAAAUGAAUGUUAGGAUUCUGAUAAGAGCUGAAGUGCAAAAUCAUAACCCUUUAACAUUUAUACAUUUUCGUUUCUGUCCAAAAAAAUGUAGAAAAAUUCAGCAAAAUUACCUCAAUUUUAAGACAAAUCGUUGGGACUUGUAAAUCAUACUGUAUCUUAACCAUAUGUAAAUCCUAUAGUUUGAUACAGGACACUAUAUUUGAUGAAUGUACUGUAAUUUUUAUCUUUGUUUACAAUAACUGGACUGAAUAUUCCCUGCAUGCACUAUUCCUACUUCCCAUUAAAAUCAGCCAUAGAACCAGUGCAACAAGUCCCAGGAUGAAGCUCAGACUCCUGUUGCUAAGUUACAGAUGAGUGUUUUCCUAUUUUUAGUGCUGAAGACUAGGAUUCUCGUUGCGAGAAUAUAUUUUCAUUUGGAAUAUGAUAAUUGUCAGAAAAUGAAUUGUUUCGUGCUGUUUGGAACUACAGUAAUUAGAUAAUAGAUUAGAGGAAGCUUAAUGCAAAGCUGUCCUCUGGGGUUUGAGAGUACCUCUACAAUAAGAUGUUGAGGGGAGGGAUUUUAUUAAUUCAUAAUGACUUAUUAAGUGAGGAAACAAUGCAAAAUGCAUUUCAUGGAGCAAAGAAGGCAGUUUUAAUUAUUGCAGUUAUUCUAGUUUCCCCUUGAAAAAUUCUGUGAUUUUUUUAUUUCACUCCCCCUCAUUCGACUGCGAACGUCUAUAUAUAUUUUGAAGACACGAUGAGGUGUGUGUGUGUGCAUGCGUGUCAAAGAACUGAUGCGAUUGUCUGUUUGCUCUUUUGCAGGUACAGCGGCGUCUUCCCCAGCCUCAACAUGGCAGUGAAGCGCCGCGAACAGGCUCUGCAGGACUACAAACGGUUGCAAUCUAAAGUGGAGAAAUACGAGGAGAAAGAAAAAACGGGGCCCGUAAUGGUCAAACUCCAUCAGGUACUGUGAGCUUAAAGCGUGCAUCGGCGCACGUGUUGGUCCACUCCAGUGCUCUCUCUAUCUGCACAGGAGCAGAGUUCACUUGCUCUUACAUGUUGUGCGUAUUGUGAAUAGAGUGCAAUAAGUGGAAAAAGACACAAAUGCUGACUGGAUAUGAACAAAAAUAGUUGAGCACAUGCAUACUGUACAUGUGCGCUUCUUCACCCACGCAAGCUACCAGGCUCUCAAGUAGUGCCUUUUCAAAAAGGCACUGCUGCACAUCUACAGGCACGUAAUUGAGAAUUGUAGACACACAUAUACACACCAUGAGGCCACUACAGAAGCACACACAUUCACAGAUAGCGCUGCAGUGUUGCUUAUGCUAUUGCCUCUAACACAUCCUCACAUGGCGAGCCACCCACACACAUUGAGAAAAGCACUGUCAGGGGAACAAAGCCUUGAAGAGGCCCCUGCAUCCCUGCCCUUUGAAUCCAUGUGCACUUAAAGAAGUGAUCCUGACAAAAUGCUCGUAUGCCAAUUUAACUGGCAUGUGUAAAGAAAACUAACUAAUGACCGCAUUGUGAUGCUGCAGCUAAACAAUAUGGUGUCGUUUGAAUAUAGCAAUUCCCCCCUUCCCCUUAAUAAAAAAUUCUCACCCUCUCACACACAUCCAUUGUGCAUUCCAUAACUCUAUGCCUACAGUAGACUACCCACUAAUACAUUCACACACAGAUCAGUGGUGCUGGAGUCCACUCACAGCCAAGUCUGCCCACAUUACCCACUCCUCCUCACUGUGGUCGUGAUUACAGCCUUUUUUUUGCACUGCUUCUCCGUGGGAAUUAGGCAAAUAUCUCUCUGAACAAUAAGAAAAAAGGACACUAAAGAUGGCUCAGGAGCUGAAAUGCUUCAAACUAAGUUGUUUUUCUUAACAGGUUUUUGUUUUCCCUUUUUAAUGUGCAACACCAGUUUAUCGAGGAAGAGCGGUGAAAGCAUUAAAGGCAUGAUUUGAAGGUUAAAUAAGGGGAUUUGUGUAGGAAUAAAGCUGCGACCUGUUCAUUUUUUUUUUGCUCUCGUCUCCUCACCCCCCCAGGCCAGAGAAGAGCUGCGACCGGUCAGGGAAGACUUCGAAGGCAAGAACAAGCAGCUUCUCGACGAGAUGCCCAAGUUCUACCACAGCCGCAUCGAUUACUUCCAACCCAGUUUUGAGGCUCUUAUCAGGGCGCAGGUUAGUUAUCGCACACCCCCCCUUGGGGAAGAAUACACAAUGGGGCGCUCAUGCCUGUACGCACACCCACCCUACAAUGAGCCGUUACGCCCUGUGAUCGCUGGUUAAACAGUGAAUAGAGCGUCUGAUGGAAGGGAGUGUAUAAUCCUGGCAGUCUGUCUCCCUCCACGCAGUCCUAAUGUGAUUAACCCCCAGCGACGGCCCACACUACUGUGCUUAGUCCAGGAAGGCCUCAUCUGUCUGGCUCCACUGCAGCCCUGCAAGUCAUCCUCCGACCUGAAGCUUCUCUUAAAGCAGCUGGGUGUCUCGAACGAGCGCCACCAUGUCCCCCCCCUGCCCCUCCCCCACACCUGCCUGCACAUGUCAUUUCCUCCUCGGGACGGUCACUGGCACACUUCUAAUUGGUUAAUGAGAUUAUCCCGCACCUAAUGACAACGAUAGAGCUCUAUGAAGUACUUUGAUGUUAAAAUUAGCAAUUAGCUACAAAUUGAGCCUCGGUUCUCCUCUCGCUCAGGUUAAAUCAGGGUUUUUUUUUUUUACCCAGCUUCAUGAGCUCCUAUUCGUCGAAAUAAUUUACUCUCCUUGUGUCCCCGUUCUCUUUAUUCAUGUACCUCACACACAUGAAUGAGCAUCCACACAUAUUUACACACACACACAGCCACACGUGGGUGGCCAGUGGAGCAGAGGACCUCAUCCCCAGCCUUGCCGCUGCAGCAUGUGCUCAGUAUCAUCCUCCACUCCCUUCUCUCCCAGCCGCUGUUGCUGCUCAGCUCCCAGCGGCAGCAGGAAAAAGACACAAAGACUGCCUUUGUUGUGAGCUUUGAGCUCCAUGAGUCCCGUCCAGUGACUGUCAGUGGGACACUUGGCCUAACCCGUCCACCUGUACAGAUGUUGUUGAAUCGAGACAUUGUCUUGAUUCUCCUCAGUAUUUAUUAAUCCAGAAAAACACUCAAAUUGUGUCUUUUUUUUGGUCUUUUCUCUGUUGAUUUUCUUUGUUUUCCUAAACAGUGGUCUCCCAUUGUUCAAAGACUUCCUGAAUCGAACACAAUUUCAAUUAUUCAUUAUUUUUGUAGGCUCAGAGGUCAGAAUGUAACCUCUCUGCAUAAAUAUUAAGCAGCUUGUUGUAUGGUAUGUUAAAAUGCACAGACAGAAGUCAUGUAAAUUGACGCUCUGCUCUACUACCAAGAGGCUCUUUAUGUACCGUAGGUGGUCACAGUUAUGUGAGGCUGCGUUUACUCCUCGUGGUGACACGACUAAUUGUAAUGGUGGAGUGUUUUUUUCCUACAGAGGGCACCCAGACACUGAUCUGGUGUACAUUAUCAUCACUGGUCAUAUGGACAUUUCCGAUGGCCCUUUCAACAAGCCACUUUUGGAGAAAAAAAUAUCCGCUUUACCCCCACAAACAGCAGUAACCUGAUACUUAUGGCCCACUCAUGUGGUUUGGGUGGCAAAUAUUGGUAUAAACAUCCAAAGGUCUCUCAGACUGAGCCCUUAAAAAGAGCCUGAACAAUCUGGCGUAGAAACUUGACUUUUUUUUUUUUUUUUUGCCUGAUAGAGACAAAUCUUCUCAUGACAAAGUGAGACAAGUGUUAUUUCUGUAUAAGAUGCGUGAUGCGUAGUUAUUUCAAGUUUGACCUAGCUCUUUUUCAGUCGUGACCCUGUGGAAAUCAGUAAGCAUCUCUCCCACUUGUAUCUUGGUUGGUCUUUCUGUUUCGGCCUACAAUAGGACACACAUGCAGUUUCAGAGAAGUCAGCGAUGCCCCCUUAAGAGCAUAGUGUAUCGUAUGCAUCUCUGCAUGAAUAAAUAUUGAGAUGUGUGUGUGGGUUCCAAGGGGUUGUGUUUCCCAGUACUUUCAUUCUCUGCCUACUCUUCUGGAGUCUUGUAAUGUGAUUAAAGUCUAUUAAUCAUCAAAGCAACUCUCAGGGGAGCCUGACUCAUGAACUAAGGGGAAGAAGCAGGGGUGGGAAGUGUCAAGAAAGCUUUCAGCGAACACUCUCUAUCUCUUGUUCAGAUUGGGAGAGAAAAGCAGGGUCACUACCCACUGAAGUGCUGGGUUUUUUGGGGCUUUGUUGGAGUUGUUUGAUAUCUGUGGGCUUCCUGUUCUCCUCUCGAAUCACUUCUCAUUAGCAGGGUUGAAGAGGUAAGAGGUUUGAGACCCUCAGCUUCCAAAUAGUGUAAGUAAAAUAAGGUUAGACGGUGCAAGUGCAGCAGUUUGAAGAAGUUGUUUUUUUUUUCUCUGAGAGGCUUUGAAGAAAUUUCUGUGGAUUGACUGCCCCGUCAAGGGAAGACAGGAUUUCUUUUCCUCUAUCACACAUGUAUUCUUUCUCUUUUUCCCUCCUGCUCCCCUCCAGGUGGUCUAUUUCACCGAAAUGUACAACAUCUUCAGCGACCUCACCGACCAGAUUGACCAGGCGGGGUUGACUGAUGAGCAGAGGGAGAGGGAGACCGAGGCCAAGCUCAGCGAGUUGCGUGCUCUGUCUAUUGUCGCAGAUGACUGAGGAGAGAAGCGAGCAGAAAACCCGGGAAGAGCUCCUUUCAUGCCACUGAAUGGAUUGCACUCUUUUCAGGCUCCUUCGCGCAGCUCAAACGGACAGCAGAAGCCUUAAUCUGAUCAGAAGUUUGUUUCCUUAUGGCCUCAUCUCCCAUCAUUCCUCUUGCACUAUUUUUUCCCAUGUUUCAUUCCCUCUUUAAAAUCUCUCUGAGCAGCUGAAAUGCCACAUUAACUAAGCCAUCAGCCAAGUGCAACAUUAUAAGCCAAUAUGUAGUUUUUUUUUUCCUUUUUUUUCCAGUGAGGACUCAAAUGGUUCUCAUCAGAACUAAUUAACAAGGUUACACUUCUUGGUUUCAGAGAUGUCUAUAAACAUUUGUUUCCAAAGUAGGAAAUGAGUACGGAAGUAUCUUUAUUAGUCUCAUCUGCUAUGUUUCCAACAAUCUGUGAAAUACACUUUUUAUUACCCAACUCUGAAAUUACAAACACUACAGACUGAAUGUUAUUUAAUGUACUGCAGGUUAUCAUCAACAUGAAAUUGUCUGUUUUUUUUUGGCCUUUGCUGGUUAUCUCAAAGUUUAGCUCUGUGCCAUGUUGGUUGAGGGCUUCUCACUGGGGGUUUAGAAGAUGAUAGUAAAAACAUCACCCGUGCGUUUUGUGCCUGUUUUUUCUCGAAUGUGGAUCCAACACAAAAACUAAGUAGUGCAAAGUGAGACUGUGCCUGUGCGGUGGUGGUGGUGGUGUCCGAAAGGUUGAGCACUCAGGCUGCAGAGAACUCGCUAUUUACAGACGAUUGACUGUCCAAACCAAAGGCUGGUGCUCCCUCUGGUGGUGAAUACAAAUCAUGACACAGAUUUUCCUCAGUCACGCCAGCCAUCGAUUGUGCAGUUGUAAUUCAGUUUGUUUGAAAGCAAAGAAUAAAAAAAUCUUUAUAGGUUGCUUAAACAUUAUGUCAAAGAAAUGAUAGCUACUCCUUUGAAGGGAAAGUGCAGGUCAGUCUUUCUUCAUGUUCUCAGACUGUUCACUGGAAAUACAUAAAAUAAGUACCUUAUAGUUUGACUUCUCAUUAUGAGGAAAAUCUAUAGAAAAUCAAGUAUUUGUAUCAUCCACACUAGGGACUAAUCAUGCUGUCCUUUCACUCUUAUUUUUGAGUGACGGUUAUUUGGACGAUACAACUGCUCUCAUAUCAUGUAAGUGGGUUUCCAUUGAGGUAUCAAACCCAGAGGUUGAGUAUUCUUGUCUUUACAGAUGUUUUCAUUUCAAUCAGCAGAUCUUAGUCGAUGGCCUGUUUCUGUGUUCUGUCUUCAUGAAGGUGUUUUUCUAAUAAUGAAACGCUAACGGUGUAGUAAUGGCAACUAAAUGAAGUGGAUAACAUUAAAAUUGAUUCAAGUUAGGGUUUUUUGUAGAUGUAUUCUGUCAAAUGACAACGUGGUCAUCAUGUCACAGUCAUGAGAUGUUUUAAAAUGAAUAAAUGAAUGAAAUGUC
This is a messenger RNA of Xyrichtys novacula (pearly razorfish), 31191 nucleotides long. The record is from the annotation of a GenBank genome assembly. NCBI's taxonomy places the organism in Eukaryota, Metazoa, Chordata, Actinopteri, Labriformes, Labridae.